Molecule: messenger RNA, 2259 nt
Organism: Penicillium maclennaniae
Lineage: Eukaryota; Fungi; Ascomycota; Eurotiomycetes; Eurotiales; Aspergillaceae
Product: glycosyltransferase family 2 protein
Exons: 4
Coding region: 1-2259 (752 amino acids)
Source: RefSeq, a predicted model, not a curated record
AUGAACGGGCACUAUGGGCAGGCACCCCACGGCUACGCCGGUCACGAGGAGACGGAAGAGAUGGUUGAAUUGAAUGCCGCUUCUCCGGGAUACCGCAACCUGAGCCACAAUAACAGCAGCAGUACCUUUGACUUCCAAUUCAACGAUGGGGCCUCUCCGGGUAUCGCCUCUCCGCGGCCGGUGAUGCCUUACCGUCCCGGUCAUAUGGCCCGGGACGAUCACGACUCUCCAUAUAGCUCUCCUCAACCGGGUUGGUUGCAACCAACGCCUCGCUCUUCGGUUGGACCCGAUUCAUUCUCAUAUGGUGCGACACCGUAUGAUUCUCGGUCCGCUUCCCCGACUCUGGUUGGGCAAAGCCACCAAUCUCUAACAAAUCUGGUGGAUUCACCUCCUUCUCCGGGUCUCGCCAAGGAGUGGGUGAAAUCGGGGUCAGUUGCGCGCAUCAAUGAUCGCGACGAUGCCGAAAUCUGGAAGGGCUGGAAACGCUAUCUCUUUGCCCUGACUCCAUUCCUCACCUUGGCCAACACUGGUGUUUACUUGUUCUACUUGGGUCUGCGCAUAUAUUGUAUUAUAUCGGCACAAAAUCUCGCCGGGGUCAGCUAUGCCGGUGCUUGGGUCUUCGUCGCAAUUGAGGUCGCCGUGGCGAUCCCAUCUCUUCUGCACAACUGCUGGACUAUGAUGGCGCUGAAGAAGCGAGGCAGGCCCCGGCUGCGUUUGACCGGAAACGACUGCCCUACUGUUGAUGUCUUUAUCACUUGCUGCGGGGAGAACGACGAAGUUGUUCUUGAUACCGCCCGUGGUGCGCUCGACCAAGACUACCCGGUGGACCGUUUCCGUGUCAUCAUUCUGGACGAUGGCAAGUCGUCUACUUUGGAAGAGUCUGUGAACCAGAUGUCUGUGAACCACCCCAACUUCUUCUACAUGGCGCGCGAGAAGAUUCCCGGCAAACCUCACCAUUUCAAGGCUGGUAAUCUCAACUACGGUCUCGACGCGGUGCACUCUUUGCCUGGUGGCGCCGGCCAGUUCAUGGCUGCCCUGGACGCCGAUAUGAUCCCCGAGCAAGAAUGGCUGCGUGCGAUCCUUCCCCACCUCUUGGUGGACCCCAAGAUGGCCCUUGCAUGCCCUCCGCAACUCUUCUACAACACCCCUGACUCCGACCCCCUGGCACAGAGCCUGGACUUCUUCGUGCAUGUGAUCGAGCCUAUUAAGGAUGCUAUGAAAGUGGCUUGGUGUACCGGUUCCGGCUACGUCGUCCGCCGUGAGGCUCUUGAUGAAAUUGGCAACUUCCCUCUCGGUUCUCUCGCCGAGGAUGUCGCGACUUCGACUCUGAUGCUCGGAAAGGGCUGGAAGACGGCCUACGUCCACGAGCCUCUGCAGUUUGGUACUGUUCCCGAUGAUUUCGGUAGUCACUUGAAACAGCGUACCCGAUGGGCCAUUGAUGCCGUUCGGAAGAUGACCUUUGCGCAGCGUUUCUCUGGUUUUUUGUACGCGACCCUUAGUCUGUACACCCUGCUUCUCACGGCCUCCCUGUUCGCCAUCCCCAUUAUUCUUCUCUGGGGUAAGCAGCUCGUGGCCUAUGCAACCACGCAGCAGCUGCACUGGUUGAUCUGGGCAUGCUUUGCGACCACUAUCAUCAACCGUCUUUGUGAAUUCGCUCUCUUCAUCCCAGCCGGCUAUCACACUGGUCAGCGUGGCUCCCGCUACCAGCUGUGGAUGUCACCUUAUAUCGCGCUCUGCAUCAUUCGCUCUUUCAUGCUCCCCAGUUGGCUUGGAGGUCAAACCCAAGCCUUCAAGCCCACUGGCUCCCUUAGCUCCGCCCUGAAUGAGCGUGACCCCAAGCAACGCAAGAAUAUCUUCGUCCGCCUGCGCGUCAUCCUGUUCAACUACAUGGCCUUUUUUCACCUUGCCUUCGUCUACGUGACCCUCGUCGCUGUGGUGAUCUCGACCUACCGCUGCUUCGCGAUCCAAUCUAGCUUCAAGGGCAUCGUUGUCUGUCUGAUCACCCACGCCUUCUGGCCUCCUCUCACAUUCCUCUUCCUCUGCACCUCCCUGUGGACCCCUGUCUCCUACGCCAUCGAUCCUCCAUCUGUCCCUGACCGCGAGGACCUGCUGAAGCGGGACCCAAAGACCGGAGUCGCCCACCCAACUAAGAAGAGCAAAAAGAUUGCCUUCGGAGGACAGGCGGCGUGGUUCGAGUUGGAAUACACGGUCGCCACUGCGGUCACGAUUCUGAUCUUUGUUUACUCUUUCUUCUUCUAG